AUGGAGGAUGCCCAAGAACUCAAAACCUUCCUGAAAGUAUGGUCUUUUGCAAUCUUGUGUGUUUGCUAUUGCUACUUGAUUCCAAGCCGGAUAGCGAAUGGCGUCCCAAGGUUCCUCUCUAUUCUCCCCAUCAUUGUGACCUUUUUCAUCCUUCCACUCCCUCUGUCAUCCGUCCAUCUAGCCGGCCCGACCAUCUUCUAUCUUGUAUGGCUUGCCAACUUCAAGCUAUUACUCUUUGCAUUCAAUCGUGGACCUUUAGCUUCCAUGCCCAAGUUACCAUUCCUUAUUUUCAUAUCAAUCGCUCUACUUCCAAUAAAUCGUAAACAUGCUAACAAAACUCGAGCUUCAACUCCAGCUAUAGCUACAUCACAUAGGCCAGGCUUAUUGGCAUUUAAGGCAUUGAUUAUUGCUAUAAUUAUUGGUUCAUAUGAGUAUAAGGAUCACCUCCAUCCAAAUGUGAUUCUAGGCUUUUAUUGUUGUCAUUUUUGCUUGGUUGUUGAGCUCAUUCUAGCCAUCACCGCUUUUUUUGUAUGGUUUUUAUUGGGGUUCGGUUUUGAAAUGGAACCUCAGUUCAAUGAGCCUUAUCUAGCUACAUCAUUACAAGACUUUUGGGGCCGCAGGUGGAACCUUAUGGUUACCAACAUACUGCGGCCUACAGUUUAUGAUCCCAUACGUGUGAUUUUGGACCCACUUUUUGGAAAGUUAUGGAGCCAACUGUCGGCUAUUUUUGCAACUUUUAUAGUGUCUGGAUUAUUGCAUGAGCUUAUUUACUUUUAUUUGACACGGGUUCCGGCUACAUGGGAGGUGACAUGGUUUUUUGUAUUGCAUGGAGCGUGUACAACUGCUGAGGUACUCGCUAAGAAGAAGGUUAACGGUAGAUUCCGGUUGCAUAGGGUGGUUACAGGGCCUCCUACGGUAGCAUUUGUGGCAGUGACUAGUGUAUGGUUGUUUUUGCCACAGCUCUCAAGGAAUGGGGUGGAUGUUAAGGCCAUAAAUGAAUAUUAUACUAUGGUGAAUUUUUUGAGGUCUAAACCGGAGGGAGUAAGAAUGUAA
Molecule: messenger RNA, 1053 nt
Organism: Erigeron canadensis
Lineage: Eukaryota; Viridiplantae; Streptophyta; Magnoliopsida; Asterales; Asteraceae
Product: long-chain-alcohol O-fatty-acyltransferase-like
Exons: 1
Coding region: 1-1053 (350 amino acids)
Biological process (GO): lipid metabolic process
Source: RefSeq, a predicted model, not a curated record